Messenger RNA from Xenia sp. Carnegie-2017, 988 nucleotides. Its product is annotated as neuromedin-U receptor 2-like. Gene Ontology annotation, molecular function: G protein-coupled receptor activity. The record is from RefSeq and is a predicted model, not a curated record. Gene Ontology annotation, cellular component: membrane. The transcript has a single exon. Bases 76 to 975 code for a protein of 299 amino acids. Gene Ontology annotation, biological process: G protein-coupled receptor signaling pathway. NCBI's taxonomy places the organism in Eukaryota, Metazoa, Cnidaria, Anthozoa, Malacalcyonacea, Xeniidae.
AUAGCUUAAACAACACUUCUGACAUCAUUCGCUGCUUUAUACAGAUUUAUACUGAAAGAGGUCUUUUUUACUGUAAUGGAUGUUAGUAAUUGGAUCCACAUGUUAUUGCUGUGUAUUGUCAACGGUUGCUUUGCCGUUGCCGGAAUUUUCCUUAAUCUAUUGGUUGUGUUGAGUUUUUGGAAGUCAAAACAAUUACGGCGAAAGAUUUGUUAUUUUCUCAUUCUUGUUUUGUCCUGUUCCGAUCUUUUAGUCGUUUUAAUUGUACAACCUAUGUUGGCCAUAUUCUCAGCGUUGUGGUUCUCACGGCAUUCUUUGAUUCCUUUCAUAUUUGAUCCUUUUUUUGGUUUUUCCAUGUUCACGCUUCUUACGAUGAAUCUAGAACGGUACUGGGCAGUGAAACAUCCUUAUUUUCAUCACAGAUCAAUCACUAAGCGAAGACUUAUUCUUCUGCUUGUUUUAUUGUGGAGCUUUGUGUUGAUUAUUUCCAUACUUUCUCAUGAAAAGCUGAUGCCACGCGUCAUUCCUGGUUUCAUUAUACUCGCUAGUGUAUUCCUGGUUAUUCUCUACAUAAACUAUCAAAUGUUGGUAACUGUUCGAGCCAAAAGACGAAACGAUUUAUCAGUAAUACGAUAUCAACAUUGCAACGAUGCUUUGACUAUCAAUUUAAAUAGAAAAGAAAACACCAAAUCACAAUCUAAGAGUAUUUCUACCAGUUUUCUGGCCAUUUUAUGUUUUUUCGUUUGCUCGUCUCCGAUCCUCAUCCAUAAUGCUCUGUGUUAUUCUCUGAAGAAGUUUUCCAAUCCAGAAAUCCGCAUGCCAUUCCAACUAUGGGCGCAGACUUUUCUUUCUAUGAACUCGACGUUCAAUUGUGUGAUAUUUUACUAUAAGACGACUUUGUUGCGUCGUGAAGGGAAAAAAAUACUGCGCAAAGUCGGUCUAAUGACGAAUACAAUUGAUUCAAUAACAAAUACUUAGUAUUAGGAACUUC